GCUAGACGUCGUGGAGGCAGGGCCGCCGUCACCGUUAGUUUGUUUAUAUCUGCGGAUAUAAGUGAAUUAUCAUACCCACAGAACAGGAAAAAAAGUUCACACUCGAAAACAGCCAGCAGCAGCAGAUAGCAAGUGCGAGCAAGCUGUCCUAUACACAUAAAUUGCUGAAAAUGUGAUCCAAAUUAUUAAGCGGUAUUGCGACAAAUGCGUUCUUGUCCCGGUUUGCGGCUUAGUUGGUUUACGUAAGCUUAAGUUGCGUCUGGAAAUUCUUUCGUCGGCGAAGGCAAAUUUUUCUGCCCGUCACACACAGAGAGCAUUGAAGAACAUGGCAGAAGAUUUAUCGAUCAAUAAAAAUAAGAUAGUGGCAUAAAGCGCACAAGAUUUGCUCGGGAAUUAAGGAAUAGAGAGGAAGCGAGAGAAAGAGUGAAAGAUCAAAGAUGGAUGCCAUCGUUCUAAUUCGUUCUUGUUGUUUUAAUUGCAUUGGGGAAGGAAAGUUUUGUUUGACUUUCUACAUUUUUAGUCGGGUCGAUUUGUUUACAUGCUUCUCGCGUGUACUUCACGUUAUGCCAAUAAUGACAUCUGUCGUUUGUGUCUCAAGAAUGAAGCGCAUAUGGAGCCGCUGUUUUACACGAAUCUAUUUCCGAAUAUUUUGCUUACGAAAAAAAUAUACGACUGUACAUCGAUACAGAUCAUCUAUGAGCGCAAUCUUCCGAUGUUCGUAUGCAAACUGUGUGCGAACAAGUUAGAUGAGUAUAUCCGAUUCCGAGAGCGCUGCGUGGCUAAUGAUGAAUUUUUAAGAAAUGCUCUAGCUUUUUUCGACUCGGGACAGAGCAUCAUUAAAUCAGAGCAUGAAGUUAAGCAGGAGCCGGUACCACUGACGAAUUUGGUGCAACAGCAUGCUGUUCCAAUUGACUUCCGCCAAAUAAAAACCAUGGUCGAAACGGAACUGUCUGAAACCGCCGAUGAUGAUGAACAAUUUGAGGCAGAUGAACAGUUAUCUUGCAACGAAGGUGAUUUCAUCGCCAAAGAUGAGUCUGACAUUCGAUGUCAUCAAAAGCAGCAUGAAGAUAAACCUUACGCUUGCACAAUGUGCCCCAAGUCGUUCAAGAUACGUCAGCACUUGUUGAUUCACAAUCAUACGCAUGUAGAGCUGCAGCAACGGUUAGAACCGACUGCAGAGGUGAAACCUACGUACAAUUGUACCAAGUGCACUAAGGUAUUCAUCAAUCGGGGAAAUCUGAUAAAUCAUGCGGCCGAAUGUCAUGGUAAUAUCAAAAACUUCAGCUGCGAGAUUUGCUCCAAAUCUUUCAAGUACAACGUUCAACUGCGGAUUCACAUGCGAACGCAUUCAGGAGAACGGCCACAUACGUGCGAGAUUUGCCACCGCGGCUUUUCACAGCUCUCGAAUCUUAGGUCUCACCGAAAGGUUGUCCACUCGAAAGUCAAACCGUAUAAAUGUCAGCUAUGUUUCAAAAGCUUUACCAUGCUGGACAACCUGACUACUCACAGUCUGAAAUGUGUGAAGGAUAAGUAUCGCUGUAUGCUGUGUUCGAAAUCGUUCGCGAAGGAAGGCAAUCUAAUGUCACACUUGCAGUGCCAUAGUGACGGUAUAGUUGAGAAAAAUUUCAAGUGCGAGAUGUGCCCCAAAAGCUUUAAAAACAAGGAAGAUUGGAAGAGACACGUUCGGGUUCAUACAGGUGAAAAGCCUUAUAUCUGCGAUAUUUGCAACAAAGGUUUCGCCCAAAAAGCAAAUCUAUUAUCUCAUCGCAAAACACACCUCAAACCGGACAUCAUUUUUAAAUGUGAAAGAUGCGACAAAAUAUGUCGAACUCAAAAGCUUCUUGAAAUGCAUGUACAAAAAUGUGGUGCCCCCGACUCGAACACUACGCCACCGGCACCAGAUCCGUCAACUCCAACACCGCCUCCAGCGGUUUCAUCUCCACCAAUGUCGGUUACACCGACAUUGGAAGCGCUUUCCGAUCUGCUGCGGUACGAAAUCGCCAUGCGAGCUCCAACGGAGCUAAAAGAGAUACUGCUAGCCACAAUGGAAAAGAAGAAGCAAGCAACGACAAGUGCUGCCACUUCCAGCAGUCGACACCACCGGUGCGAGGUAUGCUUUAAGGUUUACUCACAGUAUCCCAGUUUAGUGAAGCACCGAAAGAUGCAUCUCAAAUCGCCACGGAUGCGGUCCAAGUCUAUAGAAACUGACGAUCGGCCGUACUACUGUGACAUUUGCGGUAAAAAUUUUAAGUUCAACCGAAAUUUGAAGGUACAUAUGAAGCUACACACCAAAGCAAACGGAUGUUUCAAAUGUGACAAAUGCAGCAGUACAUUUGAGUUGGCCGACCAGCUCAAAAAACAUUUGCUGGAACAUCCCAUCGAUGUAGAAAAGAUUUUCAAUUGUGAGUUCUGUUCGAAUACAUUCAAAUCAAACGAAGAUUUGAAGCGACAUCGGCGAUCGCAUACAGGUGAGCGCCCAUUCAAGUGUGAUACCUGCCCGAAGGCGUUUACACAACUGUCCAACCUUCGUGCACACACCAAAAUUCACGAGAAAAAGAGGACAGCGUACGGAUGCAAUAUAUGCCUGCUGGAACUCGACUCGUUAGAAGCUCUCAACAUGCACCUGAAGACGCACCAGUUUCAAUUAUUCGAGCUGUGCAGGGAAAUGAAAUAGAGAGUAUAUAGUCUGCGUUGAUUUGCUAGCGAAAGGUUAGCGAAAAUCUGUGUUAUCUCAGUAUCCGUACUAUAUCUAUAUAUAUACACAUUAUAUACAUAUACACACCGAUAUACACCAGUGUUAUUAAAUGUUUGAAACAUGUACUAGUGUGAUUGUAUUAGCGAAAUAAAUGUUGUUGUAUGUAGAUUA
Wyeomyia smithii (pitcher-plant mosquito) is the source of this 2866-nucleotide messenger RNA. RefSeq names its product zinc finger protein 708-like. Gene Ontology annotation, cellular component: nucleus. Bases 539 to 2674 code for a protein of 711 amino acids. Gene Ontology annotation, molecular function: zinc ion binding. NCBI's taxonomy places the organism in Eukaryota, Metazoa, Arthropoda, Insecta, Diptera, Culicidae. The transcript has 8 exons. The record is from RefSeq and is a predicted model, not a curated record.